GCCGCCCGCCGGACAAACCCAACACAGCCACACAUAGACGCCAUUCUCUCUUCUCUCUCUAACACACUGUUCUUCUCUUCAUCCACUCAAUUCACCUUUAUUCUGAGCAACCCAUGUCGAAAGACUCCUUCUUCGAAGCCAAUUCCAUCAUUUUUUGGCAAGACACAGAGGCAUUGAGAGAGUUCAAGAACGGACUCGAUCCUAACUCAGUCAGACCCGGUUCGUGUCUGAGCUCAUGGGACUUCACUCUCGAUCCAUGCGACAACCUCUUCACAUGUGGGUUUCGAUGCGACCUCGUUAUUUCAACAAUGAGUCGAGUCACCGAACUCGCUCUCGACCAGGCGGGUUACGUGGGUUCACUCGCUUCCACCUCCUGGAUCCUCCUCCACCUGCUACUGUUGCUCCUUCACACCCAACUAGCCCGGCCCGAACCAAAUCAUCGGCUCCGGACUCCAACGUCCUCCCCUGCCACGCGCAAGGCGGCAUCUUCGCCGCCGCGGGCUACGCACGCGCCUCCGGCCUCCCCAGGUGUCUUCGCUCUCAAGGCCUUGAAGCUGUCAGAUUCUUUCAUGGAACUUUAUCGUAAUAACAAUUUUACGGGAGAGAAGUUGAGAGAGAAAAACCUAUCCUGGGUGGAUAUCUUUGAGGAGAUCCCUAUCAAGGUUUCGAACUCUGCUCUCAUCAGUGCCUUUAUGACAGAGCUGGAGGCUGAUUCACCUGUCACCCAGUGCGAUUUUGAUCGGUUACAAUUAUCAACCAAUCCAUCUAUGGAGAGGAAUGUCGAAUUUUUAAUUGAAUGCAUGGAUGACUUGUCAAUGGAACAGCAAAAGUUCCAAUUCUACUAUCGGAACCUGUCACGUCAACAAUCGCAGCAGCAAGCAUGGCUUCAGAAGAGAAGGACAGAGAACAUGGCACGUAAAGCUGCUGGAGAAGAGCUGUUACCAGAGGAGGAUCCUUCAAACCCCAUCUUUAAGCCAAUUCCUGAGCCAUCACGGUUGGAUAGCUUCCUCAUCACCAAUCAAAUCUCAAACUACUGUAAUCAAAUUAACGGGGUUGCAGGACAGAGGUGAUUUUUGGCUGCGAUCACGGCUCUGGAUGACAAGAACGGCUCGAACAAGUCAGCAAUCUCGAAGCACAUCGCAGACACCUACGGCGAGCUUCCUCCGGCUCACAUGACUCUCCUCUCUCACCUUUUGAACAAGAUGAAGCAGAGCGGUCAACUCAUCAGCCGUUCCUCCGCUGGAGGAUUCCUUUCUUGGCAAAUAUAAUAUCGCCCACUCCCUUUUUCUGAUGGCAACCCUUUUACUAUUUUAAACCCUCUCUUUUCCUUUCUUUUUCUUUUACUAUUUACAUCCACUUUUGUCCCCCACUUUCUCUCUCUCUUUUUUUUUUUUUUUUUACUUUCCAACCCACCGCCCCACAUGCACUUUCUGAUUCUUUAUUCCACCCAUUUUUUUUAUUCCACCCACCAGCACAUGCUUUCCCAUUAAUCCCUUUUUAUUAUUAUUAUUUUUUUUUCUUAUUCUUAUUAUUCUUCCCACAACAAAAAAAAAAAAAAAAAAAAAAAAAAAAAAAAAAAAAAAAAAAAAAAAAAAAAAAAAAACAACAAAAACAAACAAAAACAACACCACCAACAAAUUUCCACACACACUCUUUUAUUCUUGUGGGGGAUCAACCCCAAUCACAAUUUUACACAAAAAAAAAAAAAAAAA
Messenger RNA from Camellia sinensis, 1712 nucleotides. Lineage: Eukaryota; Viridiplantae; Streptophyta; Magnoliopsida; Ericales; Theaceae. The record is from RefSeq and is a predicted model, not a curated record.